AUGGGCAGCCAACAUACUUACCAUGCUCGCCUGCAGUUCAUCAAUCUUCUGACCAACGACGAAAACAUUCGCAUCGGCCACGACCUAGAAUCGCAAACGUUCGACGUCAGCACUUCUCGAUAUGUCGACAGAGAGACCGGCCUUGCUGUGACGUUUGUCGACACACCUGGCUUCGAUGACUCUCGCGAUGGCGUUACUGAUACCGAUAUCCUUCGAAAAAUAGCCGAUUUCUUGCAGGCGCAGUGGGUGCUGUUCGUUUUUAUUCUUCUCGAUAUUGACAUCAAGAGGUACAGAGGAGGUCGGAAGCUCAAUGGCAUCAUCUACUUGCACCGCAUCUCCGACCCUCGAAUGGGGGGUAUGGCCAAAAAGAACCUCAGAAUGUUCAAGGAACUUUGCGGUGAUAAUAGCCUUGUAAAUGUCUUAAUCAUCACCACCAACUGGAAUCUUGUCGACGAGAAGGAGGGAAGCGCACGUCAAGCGGCCUUGGCUCAAGGUGCUUUCAAACCCUUUGUCGACUCUGGAGUGAGGCUUUUUCGUCACGACAAGGGCCUCGAGUCAGCCCGGUUGAUUAUCUCCGAACUCAUGGACCAAGAGCCUAUAACGCUGAAGAUACAGGAGGAGCUGAAUGCUGGGAGGUCCCUGGGAGAGACAUCUGCCGGUGCGGUGAUCAUUGAAGAGAUGAAAGAGUUGCAGAAGAAGCACGAAGAAGAGAUGGAAAGCUUGAGGAAAGAGAUAGAGGAUGCGGCGAGGGCGAACGACGAGGAUCUACGGCUCGAACUAGCUGAAGAACGUCGCAAGCUAGAGGAGAUGAUGGCGCGUGCUGCGGAGGACCGGAAAAUAUUGGAGACGAAGCGAACAACUCGGGAGACGCGACCUGCGGCGGCGGCGGAGAGUAGCAUGGGUGUGGAGCUCGCAAAUUUCUCGCAGAACACGGAACUUGAAGACACGGCGAGGACGAACAGUGCGGAGAGUUUUGCGUUGGUCGAUGGGGAACACAGCGAAGAGAGGCCACACACCAGUCGUAGGAAUUGGCGGCGGGCCGGAAGCGGAUCUCCGGUCCGCGAGUUUUUGCACGAACUGGCCGACAUCGGGGGCGACUUGAGCAAAGCAGGUGGGGAGCGUCUAGGAAAGGCGGGCGUAAUUGGCGCCAUAGCUGCUCUCUGGCUUCUUGUACCGUUGUUGGCUGCAAAGAGAGCGAUGGCUGGCCAUUAG
Cyclocybe aegerita is the source of this 1212-nucleotide messenger RNA. The record is from the annotation of a GenBank genome assembly. NCBI's taxonomy places the organism in Eukaryota, Fungi, Basidiomycota, Agaricomycetes, Agaricales, Hemipholiotaceae.